Molecule: messenger RNA, 462 nt
Organism: Ananas comosus (pineapple)
Lineage: Eukaryota; Viridiplantae; Streptophyta; Magnoliopsida; Poales; Bromeliaceae
Product: putative pentatricopeptide repeat-containing protein At3g08820
Exons: 1
Coding region: 1-462 (153 amino acids)
Molecular function (GO): zinc ion binding
Source: RefSeq, a predicted model, not a curated record
AUGAGCCGCUAUAUGAUUAUGUCGAACAUGUACCAGAAAGCAGGCUUGAGUGAGAAGAUGGCUGGGGUCAGAACAAUGGUUGAGAGGAUGCCAAAAGGUAGAAGCUGGAUUGAAUUUCGAGGGAAAACAUUUGAGUUUGGAGUUGGGGCCAAUGAUUCUACGUGCUCAAUAUGGGCAGAGAUCGGGGCAAAGUUAAAGGAGCUAGAUGAUCAAUUUGAGAAAGAAGGGAGUGAGUGUGCUAAUGGGAACCACCAUAGUAAGAGAGUUGCUGUUGCUUUCAGUUUGAUUAAGAUUGGCGGGUCAAUGCCGAUUAGAUUAUUCAAGAACAUGAGGAUAUGCAGGAGUUGUCACGAGUGGAUGGAGAUUGUUUCAAAGCAUUGUGGGAAAGAGAUUGUAGUUAGGGAUUGUAAUCGGUUUCAUCAGUUUGUUGAAGGGCUAUGUUCAUGGAAGGAUUAUUCGUGA